AUUUAUUGGUCGAAAUGUUUGAGCUUUUUACGAAUCAGAAAACCACACUUCAAUCUUUAAAAGGUUUAACUAAUUAGUCAACUUAAAGGCAUUCAAAUAACGCAAUCAACUCAAACUGUGACAGUUAUUUAUCCAAAGGUGAGAUGGCAGCAUCGGGGUUGGACGAUUUGAAUUUUACAAUGAAAGAGAUAACUGGCUCCGGCAGCACAAGUGAUGAGACGUUCACUGCCAGUGUUGUGCCUGAGAGUUCGUCGACUCUUUCCCUAUCAGAGGACAAUAAACUCGUCUGUGUGGAAUAUCCAGGUAUUAUCUCCAAUGUGGACAAGAUGCUGGAAAGUAUUGGGGGUAUACAAGGGAUGUCCAAGACCUAUGCUGACCCCAGCAGACGGUUGGAACUUCGCUUUCGUCCCCAGGACCCGUUCUGUCACCCUGUCUGUGGAAACCGUUACCCCUCCACCAACCUGCUGCUGCGCAUGAAAAGGAGGGUGCGUAAAGGAAACCCCAAGGAAACCCAAAUCAGCAUGGACAUCCUGGGUGUCAUUGGGACAACAUACAAAUUCCAAGGGAUGGCAGACUUCCAGUAUCUCGCGGUGCAUUCAGCAAAGGACGGCUCACACACAUCCCUCUACGAUAAGAUCAUCUUGCGUAAACCAGAGAAUAAUGAGUUCUUUGAGCAGCCUGUGCCCCUCUUCCUUCCUCCACCCAUCUUCUCUCGCCUGGACAGUGCUGUGGACUAUAACUACCGACCUGAAAUCCAACACAAAGAAGGCCAUUGUCCCCCAACAGUCUCCAGGGAUAAUCUGAUUGGUUUGAGUCGAGCCCGUCGGCCUCAUAAUGCCAUCUUCCUCACUUUUAACGACCAGAACAUCCCCACGGAGCCCCUGGAGGCUGCCAAGGUCAACUGGAAGAGAGUGUGUGUUCACCCCAGUGACAUAAAGGCAGAGGAACAACUGAAGGAGAUGUUUGAGAGCCGGCCCAUCUGGUCCGGGUACGCAGUCAAGGCCAACCUGGACCUCCACCCUGAUAAACUGAAGCUGCUGCUCCCUAUCAUGGCCUACUAUAUGGUGACAGGCCCCUGGAGGAGCCUCUGGGUGAGAUUUGGCUACGACCCUUGCAAGACACCAGAGGCCAAGAAAUACCAGGUGCUGGAUUUCAGGAUCCGCUGCAGUACCAAGCACGGAUAUACUAUAAAUGACAUGCCAGUGAAGGCCAAGAGGAGCACUUUCAACUAUACCCUGCCAAUCACACUUAACAAAGCAGUGCCCCAGGCUGCUAAUGUGACAGAUUUACCUCCUGAGGGCCCUGCUGGUGGACGUAGUGCAAAUAUAACCAGAUACCAGCUCAAGGAUUCCUCAUACAUAUUCCGAGAUGGGACCCUGCCCCCCCACAGGCAGAUGUUCUACCAGCUCUGUGAUCUGGAUGUGGAGAGCAUAAGGAACGUGAUCAGUCGGAACGAUGGCCAGGAGGAGGAGUGUGACGAGAGGGAUGGCUGGUGUCUGUCCCACACCUCUGAUGACCUCCGAGAUAUCAUGUCCUCCAUGAUCAAGCAGGUUAUCCGUGCCAAGAGGUCAGCUCCAUACUCUUCUGGGCCUGAGAGUUCUAUUACCAGGCGAAAGACCACCGAAAGUGGAGAGGAUGAUGAAGAGGAGAAUGAGGAAGAUGAGUUUCAUCCCUCAGAGGGGAGUGACAAUGAGAUGCAGACAGAGAUGCUGGAUUAUAUGUGAGGAUGGACACGGUCUAUCCCUGCCCUGAGAAAUGGACUGGAAUUGUACAAACUUGCUUCGUUCUCUAUACAAACAUACAUUUUUGUGUAUUUGCAAAUUAGUGUGAAUAAAUGUGUUUAAGUUGA
This is a messenger RNA of Oncorhynchus keta (chum salmon), 1849 nucleotides long. RefSeq names its product general transcription factor 3C polypeptide 5-like. Gene Ontology annotation, biological process: transcription initiation at RNA polymerase III promoter. Lineage: Eukaryota; Metazoa; Chordata; Actinopteri; Salmoniformes; Salmonidae. Gene Ontology annotation, cellular component: transcription factor TFIIIC complex. The coding region runs from base 144 to 1724 and encodes 526 amino acids. The record is from RefSeq and is a predicted model, not a curated record. The transcript is spliced from 11 exons.